This is a messenger RNA of Trichoderma reesei QM6a, 1317 nucleotides long. RefSeq lists its product as uncharacterized. Gene Ontology annotation, cellular component: nucleus. The record is from RefSeq and is a predicted model, not a curated record. Lineage: Eukaryota; Fungi; Ascomycota; Sordariomycetes; Hypocreales; Hypocreaceae. Gene Ontology annotation, molecular function: DNA-binding transcription factor activity, RNA polymerase II-specific; zinc ion binding. Gene Ontology annotation, biological process: regulation of DNA-templated transcription. Bases 1 to 1317 code for a protein of 438 amino acids. The transcript has a single exon.
AUGCAGCCUGAUCCCAGCAAAGACGCCACUCCCGAUGCCAAUCCCGCUCAUCUCCGCCGAAGAGCUUGCAUCCCCUGCACGAGGGCAAAGCGGCGCUGCGACAUGAACCGCCCUUCGUGUGAGAGAUGCCUGGACAAGGAAGUGGCCUGUCGGUACUCUGCAACCCGGCCGUAUGCUCGUCGAGCUGCCAAGUCGCCCCAGACCAACAGCCCUGGCUCCAAUCGAUGCGAAGAAUCUCACGCGACGCCGUUGCUGGACUCUUCACUCUUAGCCUCGCAAGAUGCCGAGGACUGCAAUGACACAUCCUGCGGCAGAAGCUACUCAAAAGCCGCUGAUGGCAUCACGAUUUUGCCCUAUUCUACCGUUUCCUGGUUUCUCCAGGCAGAGCACUGGGUCAUCUACCACGGCGACGUACAGUCGCCUCAGCUUCCCGCAAUUCGCGGUUCAGUCCUCCAGCAGUACUUUCCACGCGUGAGAAAAUGGCUGAUGCAAUGGAUCGAGUUAGAUCACUGUCCGAUGAUUCACAGGUCCCUAUUCGCGGAGACGGGGAUGCCGCCCUGCGUUCAGGAUGCCUAUGCAGCCAUGGCACUGUAUGCCAUGAAGAACGAAAACAACGAAGAGACGGUGAUGCAGCACAUUCGAGACAAAGUCGAUUCCUUAGUUCAGAGAUACUCUGAUGCCGAGCAAGCUCUGCUUGUUGGUGGUUUCGCCUCAGUGUCACCACUCUCGACCAUCCAACACCUCUCUAGGGUGCUCUCCCUGUUAAUAUACGUCUUCAUCGGCCUCUAUGACGGACACAUCCGCCAGCGAGCCGAAGCCGAGAAGCUCAUCCCUUUGCUACGAGACUGGACCGCGCAGCUGUGGAACUCUGUCAACGUCGACGUCACCCUCCAGAACGCGUUUGGCGGCGACUAUCUCGUGGCCCGGGACAAUACCGAAGCAGUCGUCAAGCUGUGGCGUAUCUGGAUCCUGAUGGAGAAUGUGCGCCGAGUCUGGAUGGUGAGCACAUGCACAACCUGCAUCUACCUCGUAGCCAGAGAUGGAACCGGGCACUGCGAUGGGACCAUUGACUUUACGGCUCGACGCGGUCUCUGGGAUGCUGCGUCUGCGCCGUUGUGGAAGAACAUGCUGGAGCGAAAGGAUCCCUUGUUUGUGGUGCCGUUUCAGACGGCUUGGCUGUUUGAGAAGACAACGGUGGAGGACAUUGAUCCUUUUGGAUUGACAAUGAUGAGUCUCACGCUCAACUCGGACAAGCUCGACUCGUGGAUUGCAGAGUCCACGGACACGCAUUUAGAGGCUUUGUUGAUGACUGUGUAA